Messenger RNA from Syngnathoides biaculeatus (alligator pipefish), 1809 nucleotides. RefSeq lists its product as uncharacterized. The coding region runs from base 488 to 1660 and encodes 390 amino acids. NCBI's taxonomy places the organism in Eukaryota, Metazoa, Chordata, Actinopteri, Syngnathiformes, Syngnathidae. The transcript has 8 exons. Gene Ontology annotation, molecular function: NAD+ binding. The record is from RefSeq and is a predicted model, not a curated record.
CCCGCCUCUGUAUCAUUUAUCUCUGCAGUCCUUGCUCGGAGAGGGGAGGGGACAUCUUUUUCUGUUCCCCAGCUGGGUUUGUUGACACACGGUCAAUCUUGAUUUUUUUUUUUUUUUUUUGAGGAGGUGGGGGAUGGGGGUGGAACAUUGUCCUCCCUCCACCUCCGCCCCUCAGCUUUUCCCUGAACAGUAAAGCUGCCACAGCUGUGGACUGUAUUAGCAUAGCUUCUCAGAAGCGAGGGGUGGAUAAAGGUGGUGUCAGGACGGAAGAGGCGCCGCUAAAUAUAUUGCGGCCAUUAGCUUUUGUCCAACACUUGAUGGUUUUAAAAGCAUUUCACAGCACCGGGGGAGGCCACGGGAGGGUUGAUUCCUCGAAAUACGGCCGGAGAGGAACGAGUGGAUUGAGGACACGAAAGUUCGUCACGCGUGUUUAGCCGAGCUCGGACUUUGUCGAGCUGAGAUAAAACAAAGGUCGGAAGGCGCAGGCAUGAGCGGGUCCAAGUCCAAGGAGGACGACGGCUCCUCACGGCCCGCGGUCGCUCGGAUAACGCGCAGCUCCAGAAGUACCGAGUCUCGGGACUCCGGACCGGGCCAGUACGGGAAACAACGCAAGAAGCAGUUGCACUCAGCCCUGACUCAGGACCUGAGUCAGAUGAGCGUAAGCGGGCAGGGAAGCCCGACUCCAAGUGAAGGAAAGCAGUUAGGUCAACGUCACGAUGGGCCCGCUUUGGGCAAAUGUGGUGGCGGCCUGGCCUCGGUGGCUCGCCGGAUGAAGAUUGGUCGCUGCAGGAACAUCGUCGUGGUGGCAGGAGCCGGAAUCAGCACCCCCAGCGGAAUUCCUGACUUCAGAACUCCAGGAACGGGCCUGUACGCCAACUUGGAGGCAUUCAACAUCCCCUACCCGGAAGCCAUUUUCAACGUGGACUACUUCUCCAACGACCCCCAGCCUUUCUUCUCUCUGGCCAAGGUGCUGUAUCCCGGCAGCCACAGACCCAACUACAUCCACUUCUUCAUCCGCAUGCUGCACCACAAAGGCCUGUUGCUUCGCAUGUACACGCAGAACAUCGACGGCCUGGAGAAAUUGUGCGGCAUCCCUGAUGACAAGCUGGUAGAAGGUCACGGCAGUUUUGCCACCGCUUCCUGUCACUUGUGCUACACGCCAUACCCCUCAGAGGAAGCAAAGCGCGCCAUCAUGAGCGGCGACAUCCCCACGUGCACUUUCUGCGCCGCAACAGUCAAGCCCGACGUGGUCUUUUUCGGCGAGGACCUCCCUCAGAAGUACUUCCUCCACACUAAAGACUUCCCCAAAGCUGACCUGCUAAUCAUCAUGGGGACAUCGCUACAGAUUGAGCCUUUUGCCAGCCUGGUGAACACAGUGCGCGCCACGGUGCCGCGUCUCCUGCUCAACCGGCACCCCGUGGGCCCCUUCCAGAGGAUCCCGCUACGCAGGGGGGACCACAUGGAACUGGGCGACCUGGAAAACACCGUAAGGAAGUUCGCCGAGAUGCUGGGCUGGCACGACGACAUCGUGGAACUGAUGAAGAGUCAAGAACAACAGCAGUGUAUCGCGACGGUCGGCGGCAGAAGCGGAACGUGCAGCGAGGAGUCGGACUCUGAGACAGACAGCAAGUGCUCAGCGUCAUCCUGUCCGAGCAACUGAGAGCGGGGAGACAAAAAUGCUGUCGUCGUUUCUUAUGUUUGACAUCACGUUUUUGCUUCUCGUCAAAUCCACUGUAAGAUUAUAUGACUGUUUUUAAUCAUUCUAAACACUACUUUGAGCAAUACUUAAUAAAACCUGUCGAGUAAUGA